CACAAUUUGUAGGUAGUACAAGAACUGAAAAAUAAUUUUUGGUUGCCAGUAUACCUGUAGUCGUUGCACUGAUCAGUCGAUAGUUUUGUGAUAAAUUAUUUCUCAAGUGAAUUAAAUUAUUAACCAUGGGACGUGAUUCUAGAAAGGUUUCAAGAGAACUUCGGAGUUCUGAAAAAAUUAAUAAGUCGCGUUCAGUCAAAAGAAAGAAUGUUUUUAAUCCGAAAACAGCCGAACGUGAUGAAAGUAUUCAGAGUACAUCUUCUAAAAAAUUAAAACAAAACACUGAAGAUGAUGUACCUGAAGACAGCAGUACUGAAUUUCGAAUAAUAAAUUUUAUUCAGGUAUUCACUGCAAUUUCUGCUCUUAUAAAAUGUAAAAAAUGUGAUGGAAAUGUAGUGUUUCAAACAGCAAGUACACGUGGGCUGGGAUUCAAAAUUGUAGUUGCAUGUAAUAACUGUGGAAAUGAAUAUAUUCCUUCCUGUUCUUUCGUUGGGCAUUCUUAUGAAAUAAACAGACGUUUCAUUUUUGUAAUGAGAAUACUAGGAAUAGGAUACGAAGGAUUGUGCAAGUUUUGCGGCCUGAUGGACAUGCCGUCUUUUUUAGAUAAAUCUACGCAUACAAUUUUACUGAAACAGAUUUUGAAUUGUAGUAAAGCCGUCGCAGAAACCUUCAUGACGAAAGCUGUGAAUGAAGAAAAGCAAGCAAUGCCAACAACUGAAAAUGAAGAUAUAAAUCAUCUAACUGUAUCGGGAGAUGGAACCUGGCAAAAACGGGGAUAUACAUCGUCAUUUGGAGUUUCUUCUAUAAUUGGCUAUUUUACUGGAAAGAUUCUUGACAUAAACAUUAAAAGUGCAUAUUGUAAGCUAUGUGAGUAUUGGAAAAAAAAACAAAUACUGUUGAGUUCGAGGAAUGGUAUCAAUCGCAUGAAGAUGUGUGUUCUGCUAAUCAUCAAGGGUCUUCUGGGAAAAUGGAGGUGGAUGCGAUGGUCGAAAUGUUUUUGUAUUCUGAAACUAAAUAUGGAGUUAAGUAUGCCAACUAUAUUGGUGAUGGUGACUCCAAGACCUAUUCAGGAAUUAUAAAAUCAGAUCCUUACGAAAAUACAACUGUAAAUAAAAAGGAAUGUAUAGGGCAUGUCCAAAAGCGGAUGGGGAGUCGAUUACGUACGCUGAAGAGUAAACAAAAAGGUCUUGGUGGUCGAGGUAAGCUCACAGGAAAAUUAAUAGACAAACUAACUGUGUACUAUGGUUUAGCAAUACGCCGGCAUUGUGAUUCUAUUGAAAAUAUGAAAUCUGCUAUAAUGGCAACCUUUUAUCACUACGGCUCGAGUGAUGAAAAACCGAAUCAUGAUAUGUGUCCAAAAGGCGAAGAAUCUUGGUGCUCUUACCAGCGCGCUGAAGCAAGAGGAGAGCUUGAUACCUUUUCUCACGAUUAUUCUCCUUUACCUUCUGAUGUUUUAAAAGCUAUCAAGCCUAUAUACGAAGAUCUUAGUAAUGAAAAUUUACUUUCAAGAUGUGUAGGUGGAUUCAAUCAGAAUAAUAAUGAAAGCUUUAACCAACUAGUAUGGAAAAUAUGUCCAAAAACGGUAAAUACUAGUUUUACUAUCGUACAAAUAGCUGCAUACGUUGCUAUGUGUAUAUUUAAUGAGGGUAUAAAUUCAUUAUUAGUCUUGAUGAAUACACUAGGACUUAAUUGUGGGCCUAAUUCUCAUCGGUAUGCAGAAAGAAUGGAUGCUGCACGUAUCAAAGUAGCAGAUAAGCGCGCUAAUGAUAACACCCGAGAAGGUCGAUUGCAACGUAGGCACCAGCAAAUCGAUAUUUUGGAAGCUGCUAUGUCGGCUGAAGAGCUAUUAUAUGGUCCAGGAAUAGAUGACUCAGUAUGAAUCUCCAAGGACUUAUGAUGAUCACCGCAAAGGACUUCGGGAGGAACGGGCUCUACAAAAACAGCGAUAACUUUUUGAAUUAUUAAUUUUUUUUUUUGAAAUUUUCGUGAAGUCAAAUCGAAACGUGUUCUAAUAAAGCUAUGUUUUUAUUUUUGUCAAAUAAAGUAAUUAACUACAAAAAAAAAAUUAUUGAAAAUCAUCAUUUUUUCAUACCCC
Microplitis mediator is the source of this 2095-nucleotide messenger RNA. RefSeq lists its product as uncharacterized. The coding region runs from base 968 to 1879 and encodes 303 amino acids. Lineage: Eukaryota; Metazoa; Arthropoda; Insecta; Hymenoptera; Braconidae. The record is from RefSeq and is a predicted model, not a curated record. The transcript has 2 exons.